CACCAUCUUGACCCAAAGAUGAAAUCAAAUGUGUCAACAUUGGUUUACGAUGCCAUCGCGAGUGUGUGUGUGUGUGUGUGUGUGUGUGUGUGUGUGUGUGUGUGUGUGUGUGUGUGUUUGCGUGCGCGCGCGUGUCGUUAUCGGCGGUGCGUCACUUAUUAACUCAGCUGACACCGGCACCGAAACUCCCAAGUGUCAAAUUGCCGUGAUCAUUUAAAACAAUAUGUAAUGCAUUAAAUCAUCUCCAUUGUGAGGUCGUAAACAAAAGAAAAGCAAUAAUGAUGAGGAGGACUUUCCAGUUAGUAUCAAAGAAAAUAAUUUUUAUUUUUAUUUUUUUGUGGAAAUGAGUUGUUGCUUUUGUGAUUUGGUCUCCUGUUUCCACUCAGGUGGCACAUUUUUUUUUACAAUCAGAUAGAAGAAAAAAACAAGGCACUUUAUAUAGUUUGUAUUUUUUGAAAACUUGGAUUCAAUCACACUGAUUGAAUAUGGUUCAUUGAGCGAGCGAAUGUAUCAUCAAGAUAUUUUAUUGACCGACAUCAUUUGAGAUGUUUUGAGGCGUGCGUGCGUGCGUGCGAUAUGGGGCCGGGGGCUUUGCAAUAUUUACCUGCCGUGUGACGGCAAAAAAAAAAUUCCACGGCCAAGGUCUCAACUUCCCCACCACGCCUUCUUCCCUGUUUGCCUGUCGCAAUUAAUUAGCGAAUGGCUCCGCUCCUGCCCUCGACCCGUUUGCAAAGCAACGACGCUUUGUGCCCUGAUGCGUUUUCUUUUUUUUUUUUUGCGCCGGAACGAUCGAGCAAGAUGCGAGUGGUUGGAAAAAAGGAUUGGGACGACUCCAAUUACCUUGCGAGCCUCCUUUUUUUUUUUUUUUCCAUUGGCAAUAACGGAGCAAUACACAUUCAUCUCAGUUGAUGGUUUGAUGAAAAGCUGAACAGAAGCCAUUCCUCAAUGUGCAAUUGAAUCGACCUGGAAUUGUACGGACAGGCCUCAAAUCGUCUCUCGUAUUCGUCUGUCUUCAUUGCAGCUGGGAAAAAAAACUGCAGUGGUGUCAAAGUCGUUUCGGCGGCGGGCCGCAUCGUAGUCAUAGUUUCCUUCGGAGGGCCAUCCUGACUGUCGUUGUCUUCUAAGUCAAGUCAAGUCAAGUCAAGUUUAUUUGUAUAGCCCUAAAUCACAAGCAGUCUCAAAGGGCUUCACAUUGACAGAAAUUGACAAUUAUUCUCAAAGCAUCCCCUGAUCUUAAGCUUCUAAAUACAUACUAGCCUUCUGAUCAGAGACGAGUACAAACUAUUUCAAUAUUUGAAAAGAAUAAAUGGUCAUAACAACUUGCGAGCAAAGUCUCGAUUUUGAGAAAGUGAAGACAAUUUGUCAUUUUAGCCAUGACACAAAGUCAAUUUGUCUUGGCGGGCGUGCGGUCGGGGCACAUAGCAUGAUAUGGUGGGCCGUAUCUGCCCCCGGGGCCUCGAGUUGGACACCUAAAAAGCCAGAUGUUGGUUCUCAUUGUUCUGCUUUACACGUUUGAACUAGACCCGAUAAUUUGUUCUUCCUGCUUUAUCGCGAUGAUUAUUGUUCACCCUUUUCCCGUCCUCCCAGCACGCGUUGUUUUUUUUUUUUAAGGACAUAAAGCUUGAUGCUCGUGUGACCAUUGGACUCUGCAUGAGCUGAUAAACACCUGCUAUGUUUCGGGGUGUUGAGCGCUAGCAGAUACGCACGCGUGCCUGCCUGCCUGCCUGCCUGCGUCCGAGUGGGCGGAGAGUGCUGGUGAUAAAAAUCCACCACUUUGGCAAGCCGUCAUAUUUGGCCAGCGCUUCUCCCCCGUUCGAGCGUUGAUUUGCUUUACUAGCGUAGCUUCCUGCACGCCGCUUUUUGACCUUGACGGUGGGUGGGCUGGCGGGGCGGUGCGGGCCGGGGAUCGACAAUCAUGGAUCCGACCGUGGAAGUGGUGGCCCUGUUUCUGGGCUUUCUGAGCUGGGUGAUGGUCGGGGUGGCGCUGCCCAACCGCUACUGGAAGACGUCCACGGUGGACGGCAACGUCAUCACCACCUCCACCAUCUACGAGAACCUCUGGAUGUCCUGCGCCACCGACUCCACGGGCGUCCACAACUGCCGGGAAUUCCCGUCCCUGCUGGCGUUGAACGGUUACGUCCAGGCCUCCCGCGCCCUGAUGAUCACGUCGGUGGUGAUGGGCGCCUUCGGCCUGGCGGCGGCCCUGGUGGGCGUGCAGUGCUCCAAGGCGGCCGGCGACAACUACGUGCUCAAGGGUCGGAUCGCGGGCGCCGGCGGCGUGCUUUUCAUCCUGCAAGGUUUGUGCACAAUGGUGGCAGUGUCCUGGUACGCCUUCAACAUCACCCAGGAAUUCUUCGACCCAUUCUUUCCAGGUACAAGGUAUGAAAUCGGCGAGGGGCUGUACAUCGGGUGGUGCUCGGCCGUGCUCGCCAUCGCCGGGGGGGCGUGCUUAAUGUGCUCCUGUCGGAUGGGCUCGGAAGGAAAGUACCCUUUGCAACAUCAUCAAAGCAGGGGUACUGUUUAUUCUGGACCCGCCCGGACCAGAAGUGUGGCUGCCAGCACUUACGGCCGAAAUGCGUACGUUUAAAUGAAAUCUUUUGGUACUCAAUAAUAAUAAUAUGGUUGUCCUUGUUUAGUUGCCACAUUUUGUACCCGAUUGUUUGUUCAUGUCAAAUAUUCACAUGCAAUUACUCUGAUUUGAUUCUCGAUUUUUUGCACUUUUUCCAACAUAUUUUACAAUUAUGCGCAAUAAACGUGUACCGUACAUGAUGAA
Molecule: messenger RNA, 2773 nt
Organism: Syngnathus typhle (broad-nosed pipefish)
Lineage: Eukaryota; Metazoa; Chordata; Actinopteri; Syngnathiformes; Syngnathidae
Gene: cldn15a
Product: claudin 15a
Exons: 5
Coding region: 1916-2587 (223 amino acids)
Biological process (GO): cell adhesion; bicellular tight junction assembly
Cellular component (GO): plasma membrane; bicellular tight junction
Molecular function (GO): structural molecule activity
Source: RefSeq, a predicted model, not a curated record